AUGUUUGGUCUACCUUUCCUAGAUCCAUUAGAAGUAGAAACAUCGUCAGAGGAAGAUCAAACUGAUUUUGAGAUUAGAAGUGACAGCAGUAAUUGUAAUGAUAAUUCUUUGUCAGAUUUAGAAAUUGAUUUCAUUCAAUUUACAUCAGAUGAUCUUCAGAAAGGUGAUUUCAUUUUGGUACAUUUAAAAGGGAAAAAGCAUUCAGGAUAUGUUGUAGCCGCAAUAUCAGGAAUGGUGGACGAAACAGAGUUCCAAAUAAAAUAUUUAAAGAAAGCUCAUUCCUUUGAACAUGGCUAUACAUUUACGGUUGAAGAUGAAAAGGAAUAUAUAACUAACAUCAGCAAUAUUAUACAAAAACUUCCUCAACCACGUACACCAGUUUGUGCAAGCAUGGAUAUUAAAAAUUCACUGGAAUCAUUCAAGAAGCUAAAAGAUUGUGAAGUGAUAGAAGGUUUUCUUUCUAUUCUUCUAUUCGAUAAUGUGAACGAGACUGAACUGUCGAAGAUGAGUUUCCCGCGUUUGACUGAAAUAACUGACUAUUUAUUAUUAUAUAGGGUAAUUGGUCUUCGUAGUGUAGGACAGCUAUUCCCCAACUUAGCCGUAAUCCGCGGUCAGCAGACAUUUUUCGAUCGUGCAUUUGUGAUAUUUGAAAUACCCACUUUGCAAGAAAUUGGAUUACACUCCCUUACCGACAUUUCCCAUGGUGAUGUGCAUAUCGACAAGAAUCCAUCGUUGUGUUUCGUUCAUACGAUAGAUUGGAAUAGGAUUAUCAAAGACAAUUCCUCAAAAAUAGUUUUAAAUAGUUUAAAGCCCGAUAACGAGUGUCCCGUGUGUCCCGUGAGUGUCGGAACCGGGAAUGAUACUGUGAAGUGUCCGGUAAUGAUCGAUAAUGAAGGAAAAGAGAAGCACUUGUGCUGGAACAAGAACCACUGCCAAAAAAUUUGUCCAGACAAAUGCAAACACUGCAACAACAAGCUUGAGUGCUGCGACGAAUCCUGCUUUGCUUGCCGAAACGACAACCCAAAAAUUUGUACUGUUUGUCCUCAUUACACCUAUGGACAUGGCUUACAGAAGACUUGUAGGCAGGACUGUCCGCAUGGAUUGUAUAAGUAUUUCAAGCGGCGUUGCAUCGAUAAAAACCAAUGUCUAACCAUGCAUAAACCCAUAGAAUUGCAGACUACAAAUUAUUAUCCAGAACCUUAUAAAAUAUAUGAAAAAUCUUGCAUUUUGGAGUGUCCUCCAGACCAUACUGAGAACAACAGGACGUGUGUACCGUGUGGAGGACGUUGUAAGAAAUCUUGCCCUGGUUUGAAUGUAGAUAGUAUAGCAACGUCGAGCCAACUUAGAGGGUGUACUCAUAUUGAUGGUUCACUAUCAAUACAAAUAAGAGGAGGAGCAAACAUUACCGAGUUGGAAGCAAACUUAAAAACUAUUGAAGAAAUUAGUGGCUAUUUGAAGGUAGUCAGAUCAUUUUCGUUGCUGUCGCUAAGUUUUCUGAAAAGUCUUAAAGUAAUAAAGGGCGAAGAAAAGGAUAACGGGAAAUAUGUGUUCAGCGUGUUCGAUAAUCAGAAUUUGCAAGAUCUAUGGGAUUGGGAUUCGCGUCCAUAUCCUCUGAAGAUUCUUUCAGGGAAACUGUUUUUCCACUUUAAUCCAAAGUUGUGUUAUGAAAAAAUUCUCAAGUUGCAAGAAAUUGCUGGUUUGGAUAACUUUACGGAUUUGGAAGUAGCUAAAAAUUCUAACGGCGACAAAACUGCAUGUAAUAUAACGCCGCUGAAUGUUACAGUCACCAAUAUAGAAUCAAAUUCGUCUACGUUAGAAUGGAAAGCUUUUCGUUUGGAAGACCCACGCAAGCUUUUGGCUUAUAUUAUUUCAUACACAGAAGCCCCAGUUACAAAUAUCUCCCAAUAUGACAGCAAAGACGCCUGUGGUCAAGACAAUUGGAAGGUUGUUGACACACCCAAUAAAGAGGAUGAAGACAUUAUUACAUACAAAAUUAAAAACUUAGAACCAUAUACUCAAUAUGCAUUUUAUGUAAAAACGUAUACAAUAGCUAGCGAAAGAAACGGUGCCCAAAGCGUAAUACAGUAUUUCAGGACGUUACCUUCCAUGCCCCUACAUCCAAGUAACCUUAAUGUUAUCAGCAAUGCUAGUGACUCUUUGUACAUUACCUGGCUUCCUCCAAUAAGACCCAACGGCCUCAUAACGCACUAUGUGAUUACAAGAAAAAUACAUUAUGACCUGACCUACAAUCAAGAACAUGAUUACUGCAGUGAUCACACCCCUAAGGAAGAAACUCAUACUACCCCAAAACCAACACCUUUGCAUAAUUGUCAAUGUGAAAGUUCUACUCAAAGUACGACACAAUUUGAUGAAGGCGUCGAAGAAAGAAUACAAUUUGAAGACAAUCUUCUCAAUCAGGUUUAUCUUAAGAGGCCGGCAAAAAGAGACAAAAGAGAAGCAGUCCUGUUUACAAAUAGUUCCCUCCAAGAAUCUACAGAUAAUCCAUCAAAAUAUUUAAUAAAUAACCCCGUAUAUUCGUAUAAAACAAAUACUACGCCUACGCAUUAUCUUUUAAAGGGCUUACAUCACUAUACUUUGUAUGAUAUUCAUGUUCGGGCCUGCCGUGAUGAAGUAUGUAGUGUUGAAGCAAUGAAAACGGUUAGGACUAAAGAAAAAGUUGGAGCUGACGUUAUAAGUAACCUUACUCUUGUACAUAAGACCCAAGACAGCGUUACAGUGUCAUGGCAUCAACCAAAAGACCCCAAUGGAAAUAUAUUUGCCUACAUAAUAGAGUCCAAGAAGAUUGAUUUAGAUAAUGCAAAAGCUGUUCCAGAAUGCAUCAACGUCACAAGUAGAAAUGUAACUUUAUACUACACAGUGUCAAAGCUAAUUCCAGGCAAUUACAGUUUGUGUAUUUUUGCUAAGUCCUCUCCUAAUAGAAAAGAACAGUCUAACUAUAUUUACUUUUAUAUCGACGAGCCUUCUUCAAACACAGCACUCGUAGUAUCAAUUCUGUUGUUCAUUUUGAUCAUGGGACUUAUUUUCUUCGGUUGGCUCUAUAGAAAAACCCAAAGAAAGCCUGUACUAUUUCCUGAAAUUAACCCUGAAUAUGUUCCAAAUCCUUAUGUAAAGGACGAAUGGGAGGUCUCCAGAGACCAAAUUCUAUUAAUGAAAGAAUUGGGUCAAGGCAGCUUCGGUAUGGUUUGGGAAGGCUUAGCUCGAGACAUAAGAGAAAAGUCCGAAGUGAGAUGUGCCGUCAAAACUGUAAAUGUACAUGCCACAGACAGGGAACGGUUAGAAUUUCUUAAUGAGGCGUCUGUAAUGAAAGCUUUUGAUACAACUCACGUAGUUAGGUUACUGGGGGUGGUAUCUGAAGGUCAACCUACUUUGGUCAUUAUGGAAUUAAUGGCUAAUGGUGAUCUAAAGUCCUAUCUUCGAUCCCAUAGACCUGACAUGGAAAAUUACAACCCAUCUGUAAUAAAACACCCACCAUCUUUGAAGCAGAUUUUACAGAUGGCUAUAGAAAUUUCUGAUGGGAUGGCUUAUCUUUCAGCCAAAAAGUUUGUUCAUCGUGACUUGGCAGCUAGAAACUGUAUGGUUUCUGAAGAUUUGGUCGUAAAGAUAGGAGAUUUUGGAAUGACCAGAGAUAUAUAUGAGACUGAUUACUAUCGAAAAGGGACCAAAGGUCUGCUUCCAGUUAGAUGGAUGGCACCUGAAAGUCUCAAGGAUGGUGUAUUCACAAGUUAUAGUGAUGUUUGGAGUUACGGUGUUGUGUUAUGGGAAAUGGCUACACUAGCAUCACAGCCCUACCAAGGUCUUGCCAAUGAUCAAGUGUUACGUUACGUCAUCGAUGGAGGCGUAAUGGAAAGACCUGAGAAUUGUCCUGACAAAUUAUAUACCCUAAUGAGGUAUUGCUGGCAGCAUAAACCAUCCUCAAGACCUACUUUCUUGAAACUUUGUCAGCUUUUAUUAGAAGACUCUGCUCCUGGAUUUGCAGAGGUGUCUUUCUACCAUAGCCCCGCUGGAGUUGAAGCCAGAGCAUCCAGACAUACUCCGUCACCUAGUCAGGAUGAUCAGUCAACUCCCUUGAGACACGUAGCUGAGCGACUGAAAGGAUAUCUGCCUUCUAAUUCGAAUGAUUCUGAUGAACUUGAUAUAAAUACACAUCAUCAAUUUCCAAGCAUUUCGGAAAGUGAAGGAAUCAUGACUACUGCCAAUGGUUACGUGAGUGGAUGUCCCACAAAUGGUGCAGCAACAACUCAAUGCUAA
Molecule: messenger RNA, 4269 nt
Organism: Diabrotica balteata
Lineage: Eukaryota; Metazoa; Arthropoda; Insecta; Coleoptera; Chrysomelidae
Source: the annotation of a GenBank genome assembly